AUGGUAUACCGACGUCAACCGCCCAAGCGAUACGCAUGCACCCGCUGCGUCAGACACAAAGUCAAAUGCGUUCCUGUAGCGGGUGGCUCGGCAUGUCAGCGCUGUAUUCGCCUUGGCCAUCCGGCUUGUGUCUUCCCUGCUGAGAUGCGCGGAAACCCUAGUACUGCUGCCUCUACUCCGGCCUCCAACGAUACAAACGAACAUGACAAAAAUGAGGAAAACGGAAAGGAACAUGGUCGGGACCUCACUGGCCAGAUCCAGGAAAUCAUCAGCCCAGAUCAAACAACAACUCUUUUUAGAAAAUACAUUGAACAGAAACAACCACACUUCCCCUUCGUCAUCAUUUCACUAGAACACGAAGCAGACAUUCAAGUCUUACGAGAACAGUACCCGUUUCUUAUACUGUGCGUGUUGACUGCAUCUAUGGAGCAUAACCCGGCAGCGCAAGAGAGAUUAGAAGGCCUUGUCCGGAAGGAAAUCGCAACCCGUCUUGUCGUGAAGCUUGAACGGAAUAUGGACCUCCUGAUGGGCUUACUCGUACACGCCGCUUGGUAUCAUUAUCAUUGGAGAAGCUACCAUACGCAGAUGUACAUGCUGCUCCAGAUGGCGGUUAUGGUCGUGGGGGACCUAGGGCUUGAUAGGCAGCAUGGAUUUAGGAUGCAGACUAUUCCGGUCAAUGGGAAGGAAUUAGACCAUGACCAUACCGCUCUAGAUGCUUGCCGAAAGGAAACGAGACAUCAGCCUGCUCAAAGUGCUGCUGGUAAGCGCGCUUUGCUGGGUUGUUAUUACCUUUGUUCAACAUCGUCGCUUUUCCGGCGGCAGCUAUAUAUGCGACAUACGCCGUGGGUCAAUCAAUGCGCGGCAGCUUUGGCUGAGAGGGCCGAGUAUCCGACAGACGCAAGGCUCAAGACUUAUAUUGAUGUCCACGUCCUAGUGCGCCAGAGCCAGCUUCUCUUCGACGAAGAGCGUCAGUAUCUGGAUUCGGUUUCUGAUGGACCUUAUAUCAGGGAACAGAUCACUGAACUUAGAACACAGCAACGAGCGCUAACGGAGACCUCGUUAGGGUCGCUUGGCAGUGAUACAUGCAAAGCCUGGCAGUUACGCAUCGAGAUUGGAGGUGCAACGGCAUUGAUACUAGGUCAAGCACUGAGCGGGCAGCAACAUGUCUUCAAGCUCCAGGAAAUGAACCAACUUGAGGCCCUCACAGAGUCUGCGCAUCAUGUCGUGGACACGUUCCUGGCUGCUCCUGUGUCAGUUGCAGCUCACCUUUCUGCCCCGGCAUAUGCCACCAUCUGGUAUUGUUUACUCGUUCUGUCAAAACUGAGUAUACUGUUUCAUCCUAAUGAGCACCGAGCCAUUGGGGUGGAUAAGAAGAGGAUCCAUGAUAUAGGCGUCGCUAUAAUGGCAAAGUUCAAAGAGCUCGCGCCUGAGAAUGGAAAAGAGAAUUUCUGGGCUAGGUCGAGCAACGUGAUCGCAAAUAUGCUGGCUUGGUUGCAGAGGUCAAAUGGCAACGCCAGCGGGAACUCUCAGCCGAUAUCUGUGGGACAUGAUACCCUUGGCAAGCCUGGGUCAGAUGCCUCACAGGAUCACGAACCGAAAUCAAGUCUGGCUCAGCAGGCUGUUUGGCAAUCAGCGGGCUCCCCGGGGAAUAUCGCACCCAUGGACAUGUGGCUUCAGCCGGUAGACGCUUUUGAUCCCAGCCUUUGGCAGCAGAUGCUCGACAAUUUUACCUGGUUUGGCCCAGUUGCGGGGGAUAGCCUCGGGUUUGAUCACCACGGCAUCUGA
Messenger RNA from Aspergillus mulundensis, 1785 nucleotides. Its product is annotated as Zn(II)2Cys6 transcription factor domain-containing protein. Gene Ontology annotation, cellular component: nucleus. The record is from RefSeq and is a predicted model, not a curated record. The transcript has 3 exons. Gene Ontology annotation, biological process: regulation of DNA-templated transcription. Gene Ontology annotation, molecular function: zinc ion binding; DNA-binding transcription factor activity, RNA polymerase II-specific; transcription cis-regulatory region binding. NCBI's taxonomy places the organism in Eukaryota, Fungi, Ascomycota, Eurotiomycetes, Eurotiales, Aspergillaceae. Bases 1 to 1785 code for a protein of 594 amino acids.